Molecule: messenger RNA, 6529 nt
Organism: Spirometra erinaceieuropaei
Lineage: Eukaryota; Metazoa; Platyhelminthes; Cestoda; Diphyllobothriidea; Diphyllobothriidae
Source: the annotation of a GenBank genome assembly
AUGCUGAAUCUUGUGGAUGGCAGGAAAAUAAUCAAUGCUGAUUUACUACUCCCGGUAUGAUUUUGCUGGCCUUUUAUGCCCUAGGAUUUCCAUAAGUUAUACACUAAUAACUGUGGAUACGAAAUUCUCAUUCUAUUGAGCCGUCUGAUUUAAGGGACCAAGAAACAUAAUUCUGCUCAUCGAUAACAUCUGCGCUGUUUAAAUUCAAAUUUGGAGUUUGGUAUUUGUUUGCUAAAAAACAUAAUCCUAAACGAAUGAUGAAUGAGGCAGACUGACAGCUCCUUACAUAAUUCUCCCAUGACACCCACAACUACCUUUCAGAAUACAUAAGCGGGUUUAAAUUCAAGGUAAAAACAAAAUGUGUUAGACGGACUAGCAAGAGCACAAGAGGGAAAGUAAUCAGUGGGAAACGCUGCAAGGAACACGAGGUAGUGAUGUUUGCAUUUACUGUCGUCGUCGGCAGAAGGAAAGGGAGUUCCUUCGGGCGUCCAUUGAUCAUCAUUCAUUUCUUCAUCGUGAUCCACCUCCUUGGAGGAGUUCUCUGCUGCCGAAUAUGUUGGGCAGUAAUUUAUGAGGAUGGGCAGAUAUAGGAUGGUGUGCAGACUAGCUCAACGUUCUAAUGACAAUCUUAUGUUAUCUUCUAUUCAACUGCACGAUGCUGAGAAUUAAUGUGCGAGCGUUUCGAUUCGAAAGUCGGACUAGAACUCAGUUUAUAAUCUCUAAUCUCCUACCACAGAAGAGUAUUUUUGAAUGUAAGAAGUGGAGGAUUUUUGAUGACGCAAUGCCUCAGGUCCUGAGACCUUGGUAAUAUUACGCGACAGGGUAGUAUGACGAUAAUAUGCAGCAAAGAUUGUCCCAACAACAUUCAUUGACCAAAUUGCAUGUUGGCAAGACAGGCUUCAAUGCAAAAAUGGGUGGCCAGACGUGAAGAACGCGAUACCAUUUUUUAUGUGAACUAACUGAGCGAACCGUCUGUUAGUGUUCAUCACCCAGUCCGUACGUAGUCAGAAUUUCCGAUGGAAUUGGCCCGGAAAACAUAUCCCAGUGGGACUGAUUCGCUCCAUCAACUCUGAGGCAGCUACCUCCAAAUUAAAAUUUUGCAUUUUCAUUUAUCUUAGCUGCCCCUACUUUGCUCUUCAAAGAUGGACUUAACCAACACAAUCAGUACCGUCUGAUACUAUGCAGAAAAUCUCUAAACAAACCAACCGGCUAUAAUUAAAACGCAUCGGUCUCCAUUCAUAUGUUCCGCCAAAAUGCGUCUGGUAGUCUAAAUGACUAGGCAGAUUAUAUGACAUUGUCUUCAACAUCGUGCUUUGACCGAGGCACACUCCCCACUGAUUGCAGAGUGGCGAACAUAUACCUCAUUUACAAAGGGUGGAUCUAGAACAAUUACAAACAGUUAUCGGCCGGCGAGCCUUACGUAGAUUUGUUGCAAAGUUAAGAAGAGAAUAGUCAAAAAAAUUUAUAAUGAAGUUCCUUGAAGAAAAUGAUUUCAUUGCUAGUUCUCAACAUUUCUUUCGACGAAAUCACUCCUGCCUAACUAAUAUGUUGUAUUCAAGGGAACAGUGGGCUCGCUCGUUAGACGCAGGAACAAAGUUCGAUAUCGUUAACAUUGAUUUCAAGAAAGCCUUUGAUAGCGUGUCACACCACCGGUUACUUUAUAAGGUCCGAGAGUCAGGGAUAAGGGGAAACCUAUUAACCUGGGUAAAGGACUUUCUUACUGCCGAUUUUAGGUCGCUCGUGAAACAGAUCAUAGACGACCAGAACGUGUCCAGUGUAAUAGUCCCGAAAACGAAGAGCAAAACGCAAAAAACGCAAAAAACAUAUCUUCGGGGACAUCUUUCAUCACGAAAAGAAACUCAGUAGCCAAAAUCGCGGACGCCAGUAAUAGCAGGACAACGAGAACGAAGCCGCCGAUGAGGGCAGACUAGAUUCACAUGCAAGAUGUCUUUAGCGAUGUCACACAAAAAUUACCUGACGCAGAAGCUAUCUCGCCUAAACAUUUUGCUGUAAGUGACGGGAAUUCUCUUCUGCUUGGAGACGAUAUAACUGGACAUCCAGUCUACUAUUGCCCUCUUAUUCUGGCAACCACCCUCAGCGAACUACAGAGCUCGUAUCUGAAUUCGAAAACAUGAACCCGUGGGUAGAGGGGAGAGGAAAACGCCAUGACAAGUGUCUGAAGUCACAGCCAGACCUUAUGGGUUGCUCUGGACAGUCGGUAGACAACAAAAGCGUGCGUCCCAGCGACGACUCCGUAAAUCGUCCUCGCCCACAUUCAGCGAAUUCUCCGUAAAGACAAAGGAAGGACGAUGCUCGCCAGCAGUGUCUCGUUAUUUAGGGUUUGUCGGAAUCGAAUGCUGUCAGACCUAAAGACCGUGUCUCAGAGGACCUUGAUUCUUUUCAUGGUCUACUAAAUCAGUUACUCCAGGCAGACAUAGAAAUAAAAGUUCUGAAAGCAUUCAGGAUAGGAAAAAAGGAGUGAACACAGGACAGCAGCACAACUACCUCGCCCGCUCAAAAUAAUGCUGGAGAACAAAGAGCAAAUCAAAUUGUCCUCUCUAAAAAACCGACCUCAGAAAUAUACACGAAAAGGCUUUUUUCAACCGCACUUUUCACUAGCGGAAUGGCUGAAACGCCAAGAAUUUGUCUUGGAAUUCAAAUUAAGACUGAAGGAUGGCGAACACAAUCUGGCUAUCUUCAAGGGGUAGGUAGUUCGGAAAUAUAUGCCGUUUUAGUGGAAACAGCCUGUAAUACAAAGAACGACGGUAGCCAGCCAGCUAACUCAGAUACCUUCGUUGAGCCACCUGCUCAAGGCGGCAACACAAGUAGGCGAAUAAUGUGUAGUGAUCUGACUGAAGCAACGUAUAUAUAUGGAAUCCACCAGCCCAGUGAAUAUGGCGAUCGAGAUUACGGAGCAAUUCUCGAAACAGUAACAAAUGCAAAGGGAGAUUCGACUAGUGCAAAACUGAGGUGCUUGUACACGUAUGCCCAAAGCCUCAUAUCGAUACUAGACGAGUUAGAAAUUUCCCUUGCCGAACUGUCUCCAGAUGUUUUUGCAGUAACUGAGACCUGGCUGUCCGGAAAUACUAGCAAUAAUGAAGUAGCCUUGCCUGGAUACCAAAUUUAUCGGAGUGACAGGGAAAAAAUUGUCUGGGCGGUGCCAUAGUUGUGUAUGUAAAUGAAAGCCUGGCAGUGUCGGAAAAUACCACCAAGUUCGCCUGCGGCACGGUAGCUAUUUGGUUGACGAUCAAGGCUACCGGUUCCCCCCCUGCCAGCACAUUGCCCCUUCAUAGGCGGGGCUGGAAGGGGCUGGGUGGGGCCAGAGCCCCGCCUGCCAGCACAUGGCUCCUUCAUAGGCGGGGCUGGAGGGGGCUGGGCGGGGCCAGAGCCCCCCCUGGAUUGAAGCCUUUUGAAGCGUAUUUGCAUCGCAAGAUAUGUUCCAAAAGCACCACUUAUUGUACCUUCUUUGGAAUUUAAAGGAGCUAAUUUAUCAAAAUUGGCUUAUAAACCAUGGAGAAAGCAUCCGUUUACGUCCACUGAAUGUAGCUGCGGAUGAGCACAAUAUAUUGAGGAUUUGUUUAAGUCCCUCAUUGCUUAAACUCUUAUUUGUCCACCGGUUUACAAUCUGUGUGUGUUAUUAAUUCGUAUAUUUGACAAUGGGGACGAUAUUUUAAAGUGGUGCCAAAAGUGGGCUGGGAUGUGGCGUCCCCUGCGCAUUUUUUUUCGCUGGCGGGGCUAGGCGGGGCUAUCGCGUUGCAUGCCCCGCCACAGCCCCCUCCACAGCCCCGCCUAGCCCCCUCAUAGCCCCCUCUAGCCGCGCCAUUAUUGAGGGGGCCAGGCGGGGCUAGGCGGGGCUGGUGCUGGCAGGGCCGUGUCUUGAUGUCCGCACUGUCUACCGACCACCUAGGACGGAGCAAAUCGCAAACACUUAAGUAUUAGAGCAUUUGGAAUAAAUUUUCUAGUCGACCUAACAUCGUGAUCAUGGGUGACUUCAACGCUUCAGGGAACAAACUGGAAUCCCCUCCAAGCAUCAGGUCCAAAAUCGUCAUUCGAUUACCGUCUGCUGAACAAAACAUUAAAGGCAUCCCUCACACAACAUGUAACGUUCUCAACGAGAACACGUGAAGGACGAAGGACAAACUGCCUGGAUCUGGCUUUUACGAAAACACCAGACAGCAUAGACGAGAUCACCUCCAUGCCGCCCCUUGGCCGAAGUGAUCACAUAGUGCUUAUGUGGGAUUAUUCGUUAUUCUCCAAUUCACAUGCUCCAGACCAAAAAAGACGGAAUGUUUGGCGAAGAGACUUAAAUCAGGUGAGGGCAGACUUAUCCGGUCUCGACUGGGGCUCACUGUUACCGGGAAAUGUCAACGAUGACAGGGAGUUGUUCAAGUAUGUCCUUCUGCAGCUCAUCAACAACCGCUGCCCACUGACUAGUGUAAGACUGAAUAAACAGCCUGGGUGGCUAAAUAGGAACCUUAAGAAAGAAAUCAACAGGAUGCACAAAUUGUGGUGAAAAUACUGCGUCACUGAGCAAGUUGAAUAUUACAACACCUAUAAGACACAGAGGAAGAAAUUGAGGAGCAUAAUCAUGAAGACGCGGCGGGAAUUCGAGAAGAACUUUGUCAAAAGGCAACGCAAAACCCAAAAUUACUCUACAGUUACCUCUGACGAAGUACAAGAAACAGGCAUCAAAUCCCAUUAAUAAGGAUAAGUGAUGCGGUUAGAGAUUGUUGAUACUAGGGUUAAAGCUGCGUAUUUUUCCCAGUUCUUCCACUCAGUCUACACAAACGAGACAAGGUUCCUUCCUUCAGCCAGUCAAGCCGUCGGUCGCUUCCAAAGCACAAGUUGAAUUCGUCACGGUCUACAGCUGAGCACGAAGCUAAAAAUGUACAAGGCCGUCAUCCUGCCGACACUACUGUAUGGAGCGGAGACUUGGAAGGUGUACGCAAAGCAGGCACGUCGACUGAACCACUUUCACCCUAACUGUCUCCGUCUCAUCCUGAAACUGAACUGGCAAGAUCGAAUUCCCGACAGUGAUGUUCUGGGACGGACGGGAAUCCUCAGCAUCUACGCCAAACUAAGGCAAAUGCAGCUGCGCUGGAGCGGCCAACUGGUGCGCAAGGACGACGAGCGACUAACAAACGCCUCUUCUACGAAGAUGGCGCUACGGGUUCUCGUCGUCAAGGAGGCCAGUUUCGCCGUUACAAGGAUACCCCGAAGUCCUCCCCGAAACGCCUGCAAAUCAACUCCUCCAACUGGGAGGACCUCGCACUCGAUCAACCGACCUGGAGGAGAACAGUGAAGACAGGCGUUGCGAUCUACGAAGACGACCGCAUCGCUGCCUCCAAAGCAAAACGCGAACCCCGCAAAUCACAACUUUGUCCAGUACGCAACGACGUCGCACAACCGCUUCCAACGUGUCCUCGAUGUAAACAGACAUUCCGGGCUCAAAUCAGAAUUAUUGGACAUCUUCGGUUUGACAGCGCCUCUCGAACUGCACCAACCAUCGUCCCCCAGCCCGCCUAUUUCUUCUCCUCUCCGCCGCCAAAUAACCGACAAUUCUUCUGACCCACAACUUCCAUUCUCCUCCUCCUCCUCCUCCUCCUCCUCCUCCUCCUCCUCCACAUCCUCCUCCUUUUCUUUCUCCUCCUCCACCACUGCCCCAACGGCGGUUGCUCAGGCGGCCCUCUCGCACAUCACCAACCGCGACACAACAACAGAUACCACCCUCACCUCUCCCGACUCCAGGAAUGAGGAUCAGGACAAGACUUGCCCUCACUGCGACCGCACCUUCACCUCACACAUCGGCCUGGUCGGCCACUUGCGAAUCCAUCACACAGAGACUGGCGAGCCAGUGCCUGGAGCGCCAACCUACACCCACCGCACACGCCUCCACUGCCCACACUGCCCUCGCACAUUCACGCAUCGCAUGGGUCUAUUCGGCCACAUGCGCAUUCAGGAGAGCGGUAUUGACCACAAUUCCGACACACCCACCACAUCCAACACACCCACCAGGACCAACACCAACCUCGCUCCAUCGCCACACGCGUCCAUCACCACCAACACCACCAGCAACACCACCACCAUCACCACCACCACCACCAUCACCACCACCACCACCACCACCAACGAUUCCUCUACAGCUGACACUGACAACGUCGACCUCUCAUGCCCCCUCUGCCCACGCACGUUCAUCUCACGCAUCGGCCUGGUCGGUCACUUGAGAAUCCAUCGCACAGAGACUGGCAAACCAGUGCCUAGAGCACUAACCUACACCCACCACGCUCGUCUCAACUGCCCACAGUGCCCUCGCAGUUUCAGGCAUCGCAUGGGCCUAUUCGAAUACAUGCGUAUCCACGAUGACCUGCGGUGGACAACCGCCGGUUACACCACACAUCCACACACUCCCUACCUUCCUCCACCAUCACCACCACAUAUCAACACGCACCCAAUUGCCAACUCCCGCGCAAAUGGGAAGUCCGCAUCUCGACUCGGUCCUCAUAAGGCUUUGACUGCACGGGUGACUUGA